CGUACGUCGCCGCGCCUAGCAGGGUUGCCGGCCAGCACAAUAUUUAAUUUUCCAUGGCAACGGUCGCUGCUUCUCUACUGCUAGCCUUCCUCGUCGCCGGCACGGCCGGCGCCGUCACGUUCGAGGCGACGAACAACGCGUCGACGACCGCCGGCGGCCAGCGCUUCGACCGGGAGUACGGCGUGGGCAACGCGACGCGGGUCCUCUCGGAGGCCUCCUUCUUCAUCUGGAAGGUCUUCAACCAGACGGAGGCGGACCGCCGGCCCGUCGACCACGUCGCCCUCACCGUGGUGGACGACACGUUCGGCGGCGUCGCGUCCACCAGCGGCAGCGCGAUCGAGCUCAGCCAGCGCUACGUCGGCGGUUACACCGGCGACCUGCAGGCGGAGCUGACGGGGGUGCUGUACCACGAGGCGACCCACGUGUGGCAGUGGGGGCUGCAGGACUACGAGGCGCACUGGUGGGUCUUCGAGGGGGUCGCCGACUUCGUCAGGCUGAGGGCCGGGCUUGGGCCGGCGCACUGGGUGGCGCCGGGGCAGGGGAGCAGCUGGGACAAGGGGUACGACGUGACGGCGAGGUUCCUCGACUACUGCGACUCGCUGAUCAAGCCCGGGUUCGUCGCGGAACUGAACGCCGUCAUGAAGGACAACAGGUACAGCGACGACUACUUCGUGCAGAUCCUGGGAAAGAGCGUGGAGGAGCUGUGGAAUGACUACAAGGCCAAGUACGGGGCUUGACCCA
Lolium perenne is the source of this 741-nucleotide messenger RNA. RefSeq lists its product as uncharacterized. Lineage: Eukaryota; Viridiplantae; Streptophyta; Magnoliopsida; Poales; Poaceae. The record is from RefSeq and is a predicted model, not a curated record.